Molecule: messenger RNA, 386 nt
Organism: Gryllus bimaculatus (two-spotted cricket)
Lineage: Eukaryota; Metazoa; Arthropoda; Insecta; Orthoptera; Gryllidae
Source: the annotation of a GenBank genome assembly
CUGCAGCUCGACGUCACGGACGACAAACAGGUGGAAGAAGCUCGAAUUUUUGUGGAGGAGAAUCUACCAGUAAAUGGUCUGUGGGGCGUGGUGAACAACGCGGGCAUCUUCGUGUGCAGCCCCAUAGAGUGGGCGUUGCCUAAGGACGUGCAGCGCCUCUUCGACGUGAACGCCCUGGGCCCGUUGCGGGUCUCCAAGGCCUUCCUGCCGCUGCUCAGACAAACGCGCGGGCGGCUGGUGAACGUGACGAGCCUGGCGGGGCGCGCCGUCUGCGGGCCGGGCAUGGGCGUGUACGGCAUGUCCAAGUUCGCGGCCGAGGCGCUCGCCGACUACCUGCGCGUGGAGCAGCGCCGCUUCGGCGUGCACGUGGCCGUCAUCGAGCCGGG